Molecule: messenger RNA, 1551 nt
Organism: Varroa destructor (honeybee mite)
Lineage: Eukaryota; Metazoa; Arthropoda; Arachnida; Mesostigmata; Varroidae
Gene: P32
Product: complement C1q binding protein P32
Biological process (GO): cytosolic ribosome assembly
Cellular component (GO): mitochondrial matrix
Source: RefSeq, a predicted model, not a curated record
AUUACCGCCUUAGAAAAUCCGCGCACGUUGUGCUACUAGAACACGAGUUUUCGCGCAGAGCUGUAGAGGUACACAGUACGCAAUCUGUAUAGCUUUUGCGCCCGGAGUUUUUACUGGUUUUGUUCGCUUUGACAACGUUGAAGCAGUAAACUAAACACAAGAUGAUGUCCAGAGCAGUUGUCAGUUGUGGCCGGUUUAUGGCCCUGCAGGCGCGCUUCGGGGUUGUCAACGGAAUGGCUCGUUCUGUAGCGCCUCGUGAGAUCCGGCCUUCCAUGAUAGCGUUCUAUUCGACAAAAACCAAGGGCGACCAAGAGCUAUCCAGUUUUCUCUCGGACGAAAUUAUUGCUGAGAGGAAAGCUCGCAAACACGACGCGAUGCCAAAGGUUGAAGGAUUCGAUAUGAAAACCAAGGGGUCCGAAGUUACGCUUGUCCGAAAAUUCAACGAUGAAAUGAUCACAGUUGCGCUGAACGUUAACCACACCGUCGAUGCGGAAGAUGUAAGUUCCACUCAAAGUGGUGAGGCUACUGAGUCGGGUGAGAUGCUCAGUAAGCCCAAUUUUGAUGUCACGAUCGAGAAGGCCGGACAGAAAUUGGUCCUUUCAUGUGCCUACGCUUCCGACCCUUCAGCAGAUCAAGACGGAUAUGAUUUGUUCCAGAUCGUAGAGUUCUCAAUGCACACCGGUGAAGAGUUACAGGAUAGCGACUACUCGGUUUCGGGCGACAUCAUGGAUGGCCAUCUCUAUGAUUUACUGAUGAACCUUUUAGAAGAGCGCGGCGUCACAAACGAAUUUGCCGAGCAGCUCAUCGAUUUGAGUACGUCGUACGAACACGGACUGUAUAUCAAUUUGCUUGAAAAACUUAGGGACUUUGUGUCAAAGUAAACACCGUUAGAAAACAGCAUUCAUAGACAACCAAAAAAUGAAUGAAACCAUCACUAGCAAUAAUAGCGGGUUGCGAAUCCGGCGUAAAAAGAAGAUAACUUGGUUUAACUGACAACAAAGAACUGCUUCAUGGUAUUCGUAUUUAGCUUUUUUCAUUUACCCUAUUUUUGAACUAACUCUUUAAUAAGCGCUCUUUCUGCGCUAGUGUUAGAAAGAAAAGGUGGUUGUUGAAUGGGUCUGGUGCUUGUAUUUUCUCCAGCGAGUUUAUAGUUCGAUUGCCACUAUUGAACAUCAUCGGAAUCUGGCUUUGGGGAUCAUUUUAUACGUGGCUGUAAUCAAUUACAAAAUACAAAGAAGGCUCAGUGGCGUCGGGCUGUUAUAUGUGGCUAAUCUUAGAAUUACUUGAGGAAAUUGCAAACCUUUUUUUAAUUUAUACACUUUCAUUUUUACCGGAAUGUCGCUAUUAUAAUAUUGAUAUAAGUAUAGUAUAUGUGAAAAUACGUUAAUCAUCAUAUCCAUAACGUUCCAUAGCAGUGCUAACAUGUUCAACAUCGAACGAAUAGGAUUGAAUGAAAGUUUACUGUUUUGUUGCUAAGGCAACGUGAGAUAAAGAUGUAAAAAUGAAAAGGAAGAAAUAUUUGCGUAUUAAACUAUACCUAUAUUUAAAACG